Messenger RNA from Salarias fasciatus (jewelled blenny), 5173 nucleotides. RefSeq names its product wingless-type MMTV integration site family, member 7Bb (gene wnt7bb). The transcript has 4 exons. Gene Ontology annotation, biological process: canonical Wnt signaling pathway; cell fate commitment; neuron differentiation. Bases 266 to 1315 code for a protein of 349 amino acids. Lineage: Eukaryota; Metazoa; Chordata; Actinopteri; Blenniiformes; Blenniidae. Gene Ontology annotation, cellular component: extracellular region. Gene Ontology annotation, molecular function: frizzled binding; cytokine activity. The record is from RefSeq and is a predicted model, not a curated record.
AGUUGUUUCGCCACCUCUCAGGUAGACAAGCAGCAUCUCACCUGUGCAAGCGGACCAUGGAUUUCACACACUCGAAGAUUACUGAGGAGCCCCAGCUUGACGACGCGGAAAAUAGACUGUGUACGUGCAUCUGGAAGGGUUAGGAAACCUGCCAAUGUGAUCGGAAAAAAAGAAAAAGAAGAAGAAGAAGAAGAAGAAGGAAAAAAAAAAAGCCUGGCCACUUUAAUGUUCCAGUGCAUGGCCUCUGGACUGAGUGCGAUCGAUCAUGCACAAACCCCUCCGAAAGCGGAGUCUCUACGUGUUCCUGUGUUUCGGCAUCAUUUACCUCAGACUCGGGGCCCUGUCCUCGGUUGUGGCCCUGGGUGCCAACAUCAUCUGCAACAAAAUUCCUGGGCUGGCACCUCGCCAGCGGGCCAUCUGCCAGAGCCGCCCGGACGCCAUCAUUGUUGUGGGCGAAGGCGCCCAGAUGGGAAUAAAUGAGUGUCAAUACCAGUUCCGAUACGGACGCUGGAACUGCUCGGCGCUGGGGGAGAGGACAGUCUUCGGUCAGGAGCUGCGAGUAGGCAGUCGGGAAGCAGCAUUCACCUACGCCAUCACAGCGGCGGGAGUGGCCCACGCCAUCACGGCGGCGUGCAGCCAGGGCAACCUGAGCCACUGCGGCUGCGACCGCGAGAAGCAGGGGUAUUACAAUCAGGAAGAAGGCUGGAAGUGGGGAGGCUGCUCGGCGGACAUCAAGUAUGGGAUCGAGUUCUCUCGCCGCUUUGUGGAUGCCCGAGAGAUUAAAAAGACUCCUCGUCGCCUGAUGAACUUGCACAACAACGAGGCAGGAAGAAAGGUUUUAGAAGAAAGGAUGAAGCUGGAGUGCAAGUGUCACGGCGUCUCGGGCUCCUGCACCACCAAGACCUGCUGGACGACGCUCCCCAAGUUCCGCGAGAUCGGCUACGUGCUCAAGGACAAGUACAACGAAGCCGUGCACGUGGAGGUGGUCCGGGCCAGCAGGCUGCGCCAGCCCACGCACCUCAAGGUGAAGCAGACUCAGGGCUACCGCAAGCCCAUGGAGACGGACCUGGUUUACAUUGAGAGGUCGCCCAACUACUGCGAGGAGGACGCCUCCACGGGGAGCGUGGGCACCCAGGGGCGCCUGUGCAACCGCACCUCGCCGCACACGGACGGCUGCGACCUCAUGUGCUGCGGCCGGGGUUACAACACGCACCAGUACACCAAAGUGUGGCAGUGCAACUGUAAGUUCCAGUGGUGCUGCUUCGUCAAAUGCAACACGUGCAGCGAGAGGACGGAGGUGUUUACCUGCAAGUAGGGACGAACCGCGGACUAGCUGAUUGAAGAAGACCUGAGAGAGCCACGUGGAAGUGUGUCUUAGACCAAUGACAGAACUUUAAAAAAAAAAAAAAAAUGGAAUUUAACAGCUCUUCAUGGCAUCGUUUUGCACAGCAGAAUCUUAUCUAAUUGCUUUUCAGAAAGUAAAUGCUAAAUAUCAGUAGGUAAAGCCCCAGAACCUUACUGUCACAUAGAGAUUGUGCUCAUGUACUGAUUUACCCACGGUGGAGUUGGGACUACGGACAGAGACUGAGGCCGUGCAGUGCACUCUGGGAUUUGUAAUCUGGAGAAUUGCGUGGAAAGGAGCUCGCAGUAACAUGUGAGCGGAUCACAGCGACAGCGGCCGAUGAGAGGAGAUGCGAUUCACAACUGUUCGUGGCUUUUGUCCUAUUUUCACUCCAGGGGAGCAUAAGUGAAUCUUGACAUGACCGACCCCCCCUCCUCCUCCCUCCUCCCCGCUCCCUCGACCGGCCGGGGCUUGUGUCGGAGGUCUGUAGAAAUGAAGAACAUUUUGUAAGCGUGGCGUGUUUGGGUGCGCCAGAAUCUGAGUGGAGAACUCUGUUAAACCCUCUGCUGCCAACUGGAAUACGGUGGAGUAUGUUAGUUUUCCAGUCACACUGGAACUGUCUGUUCUGAACACUGAAAAUAAAUUGUCUAUUUAUGUUAUAGUAUCUUAAAACAAAGCACUAACGGGUAGAGAUGUCUUUUUUUUUUUUUUUUUUUGUACUAAGUGUAAAGAAAAAUACGUUAGAGUAACUUUGACUGAAGAUGUGUUUCUAUUAGAAAAUGACCCCCUCAUUCCUAAAACGCCUAACUUUUCCUUUAAAAAAGAGAGAGAAAGGUUUCGUCGCUACUAUCAUGUUGACAGCAGAAGAUAUCCUGGCAGCGUGUUUCACUUUCAAACACUUUGGCUCUAUUUGACGGUAGCGUAGAGUUUGUUUGCAAGAUCGUCUUCCCCGGCUUCAUUACAGACACGGUAGCAAAGAAACACGUUUAACUGCAGAGAUCCUUCCUCGGUUCAUUAAACAUGAACAUUAAAACUGUGCCACAUGUGUUGUCGUUUGCUACACGUUAUAUAUUUCCUAUUGGAGCACAACGCGUGGGAACUUCAUACACGAAAUACAUUCCUGGUGACAUUACAGCAGGUACAGUACUGUGUGUUAGUUUGUUAACUGCAGAUUUACAGACUGUCGAUGUUUUAUAUUCUAGAGAAUUUCAACAGAAUCUGGAAAUCUCAGCAUGUCUUUUUCAAACUUUGCAAAAACUGUCUCAUAAAUAUGUAAUAUAUAAGCUUUACAAGUGAAUUUCUAUCACUACACUAAAAAAAAAUACAGGAAAUGUAAUCUAAAUCUAAAAUAAUCAAGACAAAACUCUAUAAGACGAGUGUGCUCAGAUGUUUUCAUAGAAUAUAACAGAGUUGACAGUUGUUACUGUUUUGUAACAAAGAAAUGAAGACACAAGUCAACACUUUGGUGCAAAUUAGAACAAGACGCACAUUCUCACACGUACUGACAAGAUGUGUAACUCUGGGUAACACCAUGAAUUAUUGCUUGAACGACUGACACACACAUCUGGCAGAAGGGAUGCACUGUGUUCACCUCUAAGGCGUGAAGCCUCCUGGCUGCGGCUCCACAUGGAUCUGGGAGUGGCGUCGUUCUCUGCAUCCAAUUGUCACCAACGAGGCAAAACUGUGACGAUAGACACGAUGUCAGGCAACUUCCUGAAACUCUGGAGAGUCAAAGCUUUCCAGUUCAGUAUCUGCUGAGAAUGUCCAGAACUUUCUGGCAUUUUAGGCUAAAACGACUUAUGUUCAUGUCUAUUCAGCUUUAAUCUACCACAUUUUAAAUUAUUUUUGGUCCACAACAAGACUGUCAUAUAAAUAUUUCUGCAUAUUUUACUCAGUUAAGUAACUUAUUGCUAUAACAUCUAACAUGUACUGUAAUUCUGACAUUGAUUCCCCACUGACUGGUAAAAAUACAUUGAUUGAAAUAAUACCAACUUGAAGCAUAUUAAAGAUCAUGUUUUCUUUGAUACUGGAUGCAAAUAUGAAGUUGAUGUAACUUUCAUUUCAGUUCGAGUAGUGUUAUGAAACAUGCACAAAGUUUAUCCGUAAACCUCAAUUAAGGAAUCUACAUUCUUCGUUUUAUUGCUCAGUGCAUGUUGGUACAAGAAGGUUCCUGCUCGGUAGCUUAUUGCAGCAAAUCCAGCCAACAUCCAAAGCUGUUAUUUUCAGAGACUUUCUCCCUUUGAGGAGAAACACACAUAUUAAAUCCAUAUAUUGUGUGUGUUGAGGUUAGAAGCUAAGUUUUAUAUAUAAGUCUGUUUCUUAAAUAUUCCAACCACACAUAAUAAAGUGAACUGCAAAUGGAUCAGGACCCAUAAAUUAUUAAAAAUCCAGAAAGAAAUAAAUCAAGCCAUGUGCUGAUUUCGACGUUACUCUGUACACAGCACAUGUCGGCGAUGUGCUGUGGUCUUUUUGUCUUUAUGGAACAGAGAUCAGUUAUCUCUCCCAGCAGGGAAAGGAGCUUCUUCUGUCUGUGUUCGUGUUGAGAUGUGAUCAGAAACACAAAAAGAGGAGGAAAAAAAACCAAGGCAGUGUGGAAAACCAUUGAAAAUUAGGAACGCACACACAGACACAUGGACACAAAUCCCUAGUAACCCUGUAAAAUGUGAUUAUUCAUCCAAUCAGAAUUGGCUUUUGUUUGAGGUUGAAAAGCUCUUCUUUCCACAUUAAUUGAAGCUGUCUGACUCGGGCGGUCAGAGCCACUUGUGACACCUACAAAACUCUUUUCUUCAGUCCUUUUUUGGUUGAUUUUUUUGAUUUUCUUUCCUGGUGCGAAGUGCAGAUCGUAUGAAGACGCUGUUCACAAAGCACAAUAUGGUGCAUUUCACAUUACGGCUAAACCAACUGAGGACUUUAGGAUGCAGGCUGAGAAGAAUAUCUGGCUCAACGCUCCCGCCUCUCAUGCCGUCUGUGUUGGCAGCGCUGCCCAGAGUCACUAAAUGAGAAGAGGACCUUCAUGCAAAUGGCCCGAUGUGAAUAGGAAGUGGCUCAGUGUGUCUCUUGUUUUUGGACACACAAACAGGAGUGUAGUUCUUUUGUGAGGGUGUUUUUGAGAUGGAUGGGAUGGCUCGAUGAAAAGGGGUGCAUGUGUAGCCGGAAACCGCGAGUGAAAAGAGUGGUUAUUUAGAAGAGGAGCUAAUUGAGAGCGGGAUUGGAACAGGAGUGGGUUCGCUAUACGAGGAGGAGCAGCUGCCCAGGCAAGUCGGGGCCUGUGGGCAAAGUGUAGUAACAAAGAUUAGUGUUUAGCUAAACAAAGGAGAGAUUUAUUGUAGGACUGUUUUGACAGCGGACUUGUCGUUCUCCCUCCUGUGAUGCACUCUGUCUGUCGUGCUCCCCGAUUUUUAACGGACGAUGUUGAUCCUUCUGAUUUUUUAACAAAGAGGAAAAAGCUUUGAGUCUAUUAGAGCAGUCCGAACAAGAAGAAACAAAAAAAGACAACUUCACUUGCACCGUUUAUAAAGUACCUUUUCGGACAUUGUUAAUGUCAUUGUUUUGAACUGACUCUUUCUAUGAAGUGCUUCUUUGAAAGCGGGCCCUGCUACUUCAUCCAGUUGCUGGUCACAUUCGUCCUCCUGUAUGUGAGAAGCAUUGUAGGCGAGCAGCAGAGCAGAAGUAAGAUGUGUUUUGUUAGUCGUCUGAAGCCCAGGGGACCGGAACCACAUAAGCUCCCCAUAUUAUGCCCUGGAUUGAGAAAAAUAAAUCCGUUUGUUUCUGACAAACAUUUUGUCAUUAAAAAUAUGAGAUAGAAAAACAGAGUCUGCUGUGUGUGCCUUC